AUGGCGUGUUUCGUUCCGGAUGUUGCUUCUGUUUUACAAUCAAAGAAGACGACAGUUCGCUGCUGUAAACAAAACUGUCUGUCAGUUUAUAUGUUUCUAAUGCAUAAAUCUGCUCGGUUGGACGACAAAAUGACCUUAAAAACAUCUGUGAGAGUUUGAAAGCGGGUCCAAAGCUGCAAUGACCCGGUCCACAGCCUGACUGGAAGAGAAUGGCUGCGGAGCUGUUUCCCACUAAGAAGCUGGUUCCGUCCGCCUCCAUCCAGCAGUACCAACAACAGAACCUGACCAACAACAACACCUCGACCAGCGCCACCAAGGGCUGCUGCAACUGGCAGGGCCUGUACCCGACCAUCCGGGAGAGGAACUCAGUCAUGUUCAACAAUGAGAUGAUGGCAGAUGUCUUCUUCGUGGUCGGGCCGCCGGGCGGGACUCAGCGGGUUCCAGGCCACAAGUACGUCCUGGCGGUGGGCAGCUCGGUGUUCCAUGCUAUGUUCUACGGCGAGCUGGCUGAGGAUCAGGAUGAGAUCCGCAUCCCUGACGUGGAACCGCCAUCAUUUCUCGCCAUGUUGAAGUACAUCUACUGCGACGAGAUCGACCUGUGCGCAGACACGGUGCUGGCCACGCUGUACGCCGCCAAGAAGUACAUAGUGCCGCAUUUGGCCCGCGCUUGCGUGAACUUCCUGGAGACCAGCCUCAGCGCCAAAAACGCCUGCGUCCUGUUGUCGCAGAGCUGCUUGUUUGAGGAACCGGAUCUGACACAGCGCUGCUGGGAGGUGAUCGACGCACAAGCGGAGUUGGCGCUGCGUUCUGAGGGCUUCUGUGACAUCGACGCGCAGACGCUGGAGAGCAUCCUGCGGCGCGAGACGCUCAACGCCAAGGAGAUGGUGGUGUUCGAGGCGGCGCUGAGCUGGGCCGAGGCUGAGUGCCAGCGCCAGGAUCUGCAGCCCAGUAUCGAGAAUAAGCGUUUGGUUCUGGGCAAGGCCAUCUACCUGAUACGAAUCCCCACUAUGGCGCUGGAAGACUUCGCUAACGGGGCGGCGCAGUCGGGCGUGCUCACGCUCAACGAGACCAACGACAUCUUCCUGUGGUACACGGCCGCCAACAAACCCGAGCUCUUGUUUUGCACCAAACCCCGCAAAGGCCUGGCGCCGCAGCGCUGCCACCGCUUCCAGUCAUGCGCCUACCGCAGCAACCAGUGGCGGUACCGCGGCCGCUGCGACAGCAUCCAGUUUGCCGUGGACAAACGCGUCUUCAUCGCCGGCUUCGGCUUGUACGGCUCCAGCUGCGGCUCGGCCGAGUACAGCGCCAAGAUUGAGCUGAAGCGUCAGGGCGUGGCCAUGGCGCAGCGUGUCAUCAAGUACUUCUCCGACGGCUCAAGCAGCACCUUCCCCGUCUGGUUCGAGUACCCGGUCCAGAUCGAGCCCGAUACUUUCUACACGGCCAGCGUGGUCCUGGACGGCAAUGAGCUCAGCUACUUUGGGCAGGAAGGCAUGACCGAGGUCCAGUGCGGCAAAGUCACCUUCCAGUUCCAGUGCUCCUCCGACAGCACCAACGGAACCGGCGUCCAGGGCGGACAGAUCCCCGAGCUCAUCUUCUACGCCUGAAUCUGUCUGUGGCUACUUCGAGAUGAGAUUUAUGGCUCUGUGAAGGAAGCUGAAUCUUAAGGAGCCGUUAUAUUUAUUUUUUACAAUUCAGCCAGGGGUACUCGUUUUUUAUCAAGGAAACAAUCACUGGUAGCAGUGAUUCUGAAUAAUCAAUCAGAAUAAUUCCAACCAAGGCGGAACGGUGGUCUAGUGGUUAGCGCACAGACCUCACAGCUUAGGAGACUAGGGUUCAAUUCCACCCUCGGCCAUCUCUGCGUGGAGUUUGCAUGUUCUCCCCGUGCAUGUGUGGGUUUUCUCCCACAUUCCAAAAACAUGCUAGGUUAAUUGGCAACUCCAAAUUGUCCAUAGGUAUGAAUGUGAGUGUGAAUGGUUGUUUGUCUAUAUGUGUCCUGUGAUUGGCUGGCCACCAGUCCAGGGUGUACCAUGCCUCUCGCCCCAAGACAGCUGGAAUAGGCUCCAGCAUAAACAACACAAAAAUGGUCGUUUUACAUGAAAAUAACUAUUUAUUUACUAAUAUAACACAAUUAACUAUUUACAAAUUUCACAUUUGGAACUGAGACACGGGUUCAAUUCCACCCUCUGCCAUCUCUGUGUGGAGUUUGCAUGUUUUCCCCCGUGCAUGCCUGGGUUUUCUCCGGGUACUCCGGUUUCCUCCCACAUUCCAAAAACAUGCUAGGUUAAUUAGCCACUCCAAAUUGUCCAUAGGUAAGAAUGUGAGUGUGAAUGGUUGUUUGUUUAUAUGUGCCCUGUGAUUGGCUGGCCACCAGUCCAGGAUGUACCCCGCCUCUCGCCCCAAGACAGCUGGGAUAGGCUCCAGGAACCCUCGUGAGGAAAAAGCGGUAGAAAAUGAAUGAAUAAUUCCAACUAUACAUCUCACCAGUAUACUGUAUACUCUAUUGGUGGGAAUGAGUCGGAAAUAUUGUUUAUAUUUGGCUUGUGUUUUCAUCGUAAACAUUCCAUAAGGUAGUGCCAUAUCUCCAUGUUCUGACAGUGAGAUCACUAUUUUGAAUUCCUACAAUGGAGGCCCCAUGAUGUUGCCACACAUGACACAGUGGCCAAUCAGGGAAUCGAGUCUCGCCGUUCACUUGAAAGAGCCGUUUAAAGGAAUCGAUACGUGUCAACUAAUGACGUUCGUGUUCACCUGAGCAGCUACAUGUUGUGUUUCUUCACAGUGUUCACCAUCUUGCCGUGAAGAAGCAUUGGAAUGUGAGUCAACAAUCAUAAAGUACACUUUGUGUUUCUGUGUCGUCUGUGGAAAAAAUGCCCUCCUGUGCGCCGCCAUCAUCGAUGCUUCAUCUGGACUCAUUUUUUGCCUUAAAGAUGAACACUUUCCCCUCAAAAAGAGACUAGAUUAUUUUAUUAUAUUCUAACACUUCCAGCCUGCAGUCUAGCGGGCUGCCUCGACGCGCUUAUCCAUGUACGCCUUUAUUUUGAAAGCGACAGGGUAACCUGUUGCCGGAAGUACUUUGUGGCGUUCGUGUUGUUUUUUGCAUUGUGAGAGGAUGACGAUUGUUUGUUGUUGAAGAAUAUUUUUGACGUCUUUGUUGAAUGUGGGCGGUGGCGCCAGUGGCCUUAAUCAUGAAAAUAAAAAUCAUUUGGACUUGA
Molecule: messenger RNA, 3209 nt
Organism: Doryrhamphus excisus (bluestripe pipefish)
Lineage: Eukaryota; Metazoa; Chordata; Actinopteri; Syngnathiformes; Syngnathidae
Gene: btbd3a
Product: BTB (POZ) domain containing 3a
Biological process (GO): cerebral cortex development; dendrite morphogenesis; neurogenesis
Cellular component (GO): cytosol
Molecular function (GO): protein binding
Source: RefSeq, a predicted model, not a curated record